GCGGAGAAUUAAGUUGCGGUCCGCAGCAGCAGCAAGUGACGCGGACUAAACUACGGCCCAACGUCGAAUGGGCUGAAAGUGUAGAUACUAAGUGCUAGCAAAAUCAGAAAAAAAUUUCUAAAAUAAUAAUAGUAUAAAUAACUUUGUGCAAAAGUUACGCAUAUUGAACUGUAUUGCUAUAAUUGUGCUUGGUUAUCAGUUUGCAAGACUACUUCGUAGCUGCUAAGCAGAAAAUUUUCAGUGAUGUGAAGAAAAUUCUUGCUUUUCUCAUAUACUGCGUACUUUAGCAUUUUUUGCAGUUAUUUAAAAAAAACAAUUCUGAUGAACUUUUCAAACUUAACGGACUAUUUUAAUGCUCUAACGAACAAACGAACCACUCAAACAACAACGGAAACAAUUUAUGCAUUGAGUAAUAACCAGAGUUCAGAAAAAUGCUCCCAAAGAACCAACGUCGCAAUUACUCAACAAGCCGAGAACAAAGCUGCCAUGUGAUGCCUUCCAACGGAAAGCUCCCAUAAAAAGCUACGGCCGGUAGUAGUUAAAAAACGUGCAAUGCCUCUGCCUCCCACCCAAGUAGCCGAACGCCGUUUGAGAGAGAUCGAGAGAGAGCGCGCGCAUACACCUGCAUGUGCCGCAUCAGCUGCGCCGUAAACUAUGCUAUAAUCGAAUAUUGCAUGCAAACUGCCAGCCAAGCCAAACGGCCGACCAACAGCAGCACUGAGCACUACACGACGUGACACUACAAUAUGAGAACGCGAACAGUGUGGAACGUCUAAACGGUAAAGCCGUGCACAGCAGCGUGCUGGUGAAAAAAAUGUUGCAAGUGAAAUAGUGCAAGAAAAAAAAUUAAAUACUUCAAAGAAAAUACAUAUUAAAGUGAAUUUUGUGGAAAAUUCUUAACGAUUUGCAAAGUGAUGCAAGAAAACAAGAAAUAAGCCAACGCAGCUAAAAAUAACGCAAACAUAUAACUGUGUCUGUGGCAUUUUGCAUAACGCCUCUAAGAAAGAAAAAAAAACGGGCGCUGCGCUGCGUGGCUGCACACCUUACGAGUAAAAAUAAGGAAAAAAUUAAAAAAAUUUAGCAAGCACAAUUUUGUUUUUUUUUUAAAGUAAAAGUUAAAUAUAAAUGUGUUGCUAAAGUAAAGUGAGUUUUGAGAAGUGCUGCGUUUGUGUGUGUGUGUGUUUGUACGCUUGUCGGUGCAAAGCGACAGCAGUGUACCUAGAACACAGCGGGCGGUAUAUGUAUAACCGCUGUAUGCCGUAUACGCUUGCGACGCCACGCAACGGUGAAAAAAGGCACACAAUUCAAUAAACAACGAUUACAACGGUUUAUCAGCAACAUAGUAUACCAAAUUGGAUAUAUAAAGUAUUUAUAAAAAUACUGGAAAAUAUUUAAAAAUUUACAUAUUAAGAAAUAUUGUAAGAACUCAACCUCUCAUCGGUGAAAUUUCGCUACCAAAAUCUAGUACAUAGAACUUAACUCUUCAUGCCACUCGCAACUGAAUCAAUGUUGCAGCAACGACAAUGUUGGGAAAUAUUGGACGAGCAAAACCGAACACAGAGCACAAAGCUGCACUGCGAUGAUACAGCACAACAAGCAGCAGCAGUAGCAGCAGCUGACAGAGUAGGCUAUGAGCAACAAAUUCACACAGUUAACUGGCUUAAUAAAGCUUUAAACAUAACUUGGCAAGCCAUUGAACGCACAGCUGGGCAGCAUGUUGCCACACAAGAACAGCAAAUUAACAAAACCGUACCAGAACCAAUUGCAAACUUGCCGAUCCAGCAACGAAAUGCAAACGACGCUGGGAUAACAGCUAAAUACAUGCUGAAUGCUGUAACUGACGGCACGACGCGCGACUCCAGCAGCAACAUUGCAGACGUAACACUAUUUGCUGAAAAUAAUGCUAGGACACAUGUUGCAGAAAUAAAAGACACAGAUGUUGCGCUAGGAAAUGUGUUUGAAGCUGGUGGCGCGCGAUCAGCAACGAUCACAGCUGUAAAUGUGUGCGCAAAUACUAAUGGCAAUAAACAUGUGCUUUGCAACAUGCUGCCGCAACAUGCUGAUGAAACCAAGCUGCCUACGCCACCAAGCGUUGCUGUUGCAGUAACUAGUAUUGAACGGAGUGGCUGCGUACAGCAUAACGCAGCUACAGAAACGAAAGCAACCACAACAACAACAACAACCUUUAAAACUACAACAACCACAACCGCUAAAACAAAAACCACUCAAAGCAUUAACAUUGCAGAAAUGUUUGAAGUGCCGGCGUUGGCAUCCGCAAUCCCAACGGCAAUGGUAUCGCUGCCGUCAAUCGGGUCGCAGCAACAAAAUACUAAAAAGACGAUAGAUUUCAAUAGUCGGCGGCGCCGCGGACGUCUAAGGCCACCAAGCCCUGUUGUUGUUGCAGGUGAACGCGCGCGUAGCAGCGCUGUGGCUGGCAGUGGAUUUACUGCCACCAUGUGCCGUGCGUUGCUGUGGCUAGCCGCAUACCUUGAAAGAGUGUCGCGCGAUCGCGCAACCAAACGUGAUCCAUUGCUAUACUUGUUAUCGGUGUUGUUAUCGUUAAUAGUCGGGAAUGUAAAUAGAGUUGCCAGAUUAGUGAAUGAAUUUGAUUGUGAAGUGAAUAAAAAGCCAAUAGUAAACACAACCACUACCAGCACCACCAGCACCACUUCAACAACCAAAACCACCACCACCAACAUCGCCAACAACAAUAACAAUAACCCAAACAAAUCGACUUCAAAAAAUCUAAAUUUACACAUUGAAGCCUCUAAAGUGGAGCAGCAGCACGCAGUAGUGAGCGCAACUGAGAUAAGCAUUUUCGCAUCUUACUCCGAAUCUGAACUGAAAUCAGUGAAUGACUCGCUAUUAAAAUGUGCAGUAAAAGUGAACACCAAUUGCCAAUCGUUGCCACAAAAUGCUGCCCAAAGGCGCUACGCUGCUAUGGAGGAGAAGACGGCAACCAAAGCUGUUGUCAGCCUUCUUGCCACUGCAAAUCCGCCUACAUCAAAUACUCUGCGCACUCGUGGGGGUUGUCAUCGUUCAACCGCGUCGCAGCCGCAACAGCUAACAGCUGCUACCACCACCACCACAUUCGAUCGCAAGCCAUUUUUAGCCAUCUCAUGGCGUUGUAGUCAAAUGCAGGUGCUCUUCUACUUCUACGCCUUCAUCUUAUGCACAUCCAUUUUACUUCCAUGCGGCAAUAAUUUGGUAUCCGCAGCCAAGCCGAAAUCCGCUACACAAUUGCAGCAACAGAAACAGCAACAACAAUUGCUAUUGGAACAACAACAACAACAGCAGCAGCAACAAGAACAACAACAACAACAACAACAUCAACAUGAACACCAUCAACAGCAAGGCCAUCAGGCUCAUCAGCCUGCCGUUGGGCCCAAUGGUGAUGGUGGGGGUGGUGGUGUGCCAGCCUACCCGGGACUUGGUAUUCCCGUCGCUGCCGGCGGCCCGGGUGCAGAUUUGACACCUCCAACUUAUCAGAUCGUUUCAUCGCAAGCAUCGAAUGAAGAUACAGAGUUCGUAUUCCCUGCAGAGCAAUCGGACGAGCAAAUGUUCGAUCAGGAGGAGGAGAACUUGAAUAUUGUCGAAUUGGAGGAGGAGGAGGAGGAGCAGCAGCAGCAGAAUAAAGCGUACGACGUCCAUGACAACGAAACCAACCAUGCGAAUGUGACGAAAGCGCCGCUCUUCCCAAAAGAUCUCUUCACCAGAGAGCAGCUGGAAAAUGGUGCUGUUAUAUGUCACAUAAUUGGCGUUAUUUACAUGUUCGUAGCGCUCGCCAUUGUGUGCGAUGAAUUCUUCGUGCCUUCCCUGGACGUGAUCAUCGAGAAAUUGGACAUCACGGACGAUGUAGCCGGUGCUACGUUUAUGGCGGCCGGCGGUAGUGCGCCCGAACUCUUUACCAGUGUCAUUGGCGUAUUCAUCUCGUUCGAUGAUGUUGGCAUUGGUACAAUUGUCGGCUCCGCUGUCUUCAACAUACUCUUCGUCAUCGGUAUGUGUGCGCUAUUCUCGAAAACCAUAUUGGCGCUAACAUGGUGGCCCCUGUUUCGGGAUUGCACUUUCUACAGUCUCAGUUUGAUGGUGCUCAUUUACUUUUUUCGCGAUAAUUUCAUCUAUUGGUGGGAGGCGCUCAUACUAUUUAGCAUCUAUAUAGCGUAUGUGACCUUCAUGAAGUGGAACGUCCAAGUGGAGAGAUUCGUGAAGAGGCUCGUAACGAAAAAUAAGGUGACUCGCGUCAGAAGUACAGAUCAGCUUAUGCCAGCAGGCAAUGCGGCGAAUUCAUCGGAAACAUCGAUGGCCACACAACCGGGCGGUUCGGUGACAUCGCGAGCCGCUUCGGAGACACGCUCAGGACCGCCGGGAUCGAGCAGCGGCGCUGGAGCAACAGGUAAUAGCAGUGGUGGAACUGCUGGUAGUACACACACCGGUGCAAAAUUCCGUCAUGGCCUAUUGCAGCUUAUGAUACACACAAUAGAUCCGCUACAUGAUGGCAAGGUGGACGAGAAGGCGACCCAACUGCAUGCGAUCGCCUCGCUCAAGGUACUGCUCGAUGCAACGAAACCGCAACGUGGCGGCGCCACCACAUCGGCUGCCAAUCAUGUUAAGAUCAAUUUGAAGGAGACGACAUUGGCCGAUCGACCCAAUGGCAACAUUGACACGACACUAGAUUCGCCAUCCAUCCAAAGCCAAAGCGGUCGUCGUCCGAGCUGGAUUGAUCAGAGGGUCAAAAUUCAGACACGCAAAUUUAGCAUCAAAGUUAGUCUCACCAUAAUUUAGUAUCACAUAAAUUUUCUUCUUAUACUUAAUUAAUUUCCAAUUUUUUUACACACAUGACGCUAUCAAAUUUUUAAUUAAUAAAAUAUAUUCAUGCUACUCCUCACGACUUUUAUUAUUAUUGAUAUGCAUUUAAGCGAUUUUAUGGCAAAAUAAUUAAUAUUUACUUUUACUAAUCAAAUAUCUACUGCAUAAGUAGCUUCACUAACCUAUUUUAAACAAAAAAUCCGCAUUGGCUACAAAAACAAACGAAAUUUCGUAGAUUUGAAUUUAGUUUUUGCUACUUAGUUGGCUUCUUAUUGAUUACGCAUACCUUUUGUUUGACAACAGAAAUUAGUUACGGAA
Rhagoletis zephyria (snowberry fruit fly) is the source of this 5124-nucleotide messenger RNA. RefSeq lists its product as uncharacterized. NCBI's taxonomy places the organism in Eukaryota, Metazoa, Arthropoda, Insecta, Diptera, Tephritidae. Gene Ontology annotation, cellular component: plasma membrane. Gene Ontology annotation, molecular function: calcium channel activity; calcium, potassium:sodium antiporter activity. Gene Ontology annotation, biological process: calcium ion transmembrane transport; intracellular calcium ion homeostasis. The record is from RefSeq and is a predicted model, not a curated record.